Gadus morhua (Atlantic cod) is the source of this 1644-nucleotide messenger RNA. RefSeq names its product F-box and leucine-rich repeat protein 22 (gene fbxl22). The record is from RefSeq and is a predicted model, not a curated record. Gene Ontology annotation, molecular function: protein binding. Lineage: Eukaryota; Metazoa; Chordata; Actinopteri; Gadiformes; Gadidae. The coding region runs from base 72 to 758 and encodes 228 amino acids. The transcript is spliced from 2 exons.
CACGGGGACCCCGCCACAAGCCUGGAGGCCCUCUCCUUCUCCGAGCCCUGCUCCCGAUCACCACCGCGGCCAUGCAUCUCACCCAGCUGAACCGCGAGUGUCUGCUGCACCUCUUCUCCUUCCUGGACAACGACAGCAGGCGGAGCCUCUCCCUGACCUGCGAGCCGCUGCGCCAGGUCUUCCUGGACCCCCGUCUGUGGACACUGCUGAGCUUCUGCUCCCCCAGCCAGCUGAGGUGGGACAAUUUCCUGCUGGGCUCCUCUCUGCGCUCGCUGUCGGUCUGCUGGCACUCCAGCCGGGUGCUGCGCGUGUGUAACAUCGAGGACUGGAUGAAGACGCCCUUCCAGAGAGACAUCUGCGCUAAACACCAGGAUCUGGUCAGCGACUUCCUGGCCCGCGUCUGCCUCACGUGCCCCCACCUGCACUCCCUGACGCUGUCCGGCUGCGCCCACAUCACCGACGGGGACGUGACGGCCGUGCUGCGGAGCUGCGGCGGCCUGCGGCGCCUGCGCCUGGAGAACUGCUGCCGCCUCACGGACGAGGUGCUCCACGCCGUGGCGGAGCACGGUGGCUGCCUGGCCGAGCUGCGGGUGGACUUCUGCCGCAACGUGACGCGGGCGGGGCUGCGGCUGGUCCGGGAGCGGCGGCCCGGUGUGUCGCUCAGCGCCGACCGCAGCGGGAGCAUGGUCCCCGACAGCAGGCCGGAGGAGGGCCUGACGUUCAGCACCACGCUGCAGAAGCUGCUGCAGUUCUCCUGAACGCCACCAGGGGGACACCCACUAGGGAGACCUUUACUAGGGGGACCUCGACUAGGAGGACCUCCACCAGAGGGACCUCCGCGACUAGGGGGACCGGCACUAGGGGGACCUCCACUAGGGGGACCUCCACUACGGGGACCUCCACCAGGGGUACCUCUACUAGGGGGAGCUCCACUAGGGGGAGCUCCACUAUGGACCUCCACUAGGGCGACCUCCACUGGAGGGACCUCCACUUGGGGGAUCUCCACCAGGGGUACCUCAACUAGGUCCACAAAGGAGAACUCCGCUUUAAAGAGCAGCUUGAAGGUCCAUCUCCUGUUUGUGGGAUGGGCCUGCCUCUGUGUGAGCCCUUUGAGGAUUUAGACCGCUCCAAGCUCAUUUCUCACCAAUUAGGAUAUCUCUUCCUUGAUUGGUUGGGGAGAAAUAUAGGGUGGGAGGGAGCAGAGAGGGAAAGGAUGCAGCUCAAUGUAUGGGGGCUUCAGGCCAUUCUCUUUAGACUGACAGCAUUACGGCUUGGGAGAAACAUGAAACAUGGAAAUACGUUUACAAUCAAUCUACUUGAUGCUUUCCCUCAGUUUACUUACUGCGGAUACCAGAGUGCAAGGUUCUCUUUCAGGUUCAUUGUUGAUGGUUGUUUUUUAUAAUACAAAUGCUUCUUGUAAUGUAUUUUGUUUUUUUAUCGUAUUGGAUUGUACGAACUUUGUAUUUGUACACAUGACUUUGACACCAAUUUUUUACUCAUAAAAGAAAAAAAUCAAAGAAUAUCCGAGAUGUUUAAUUUAUAUAUGUAUGCUGUAUUUUUAGAUGUAUACCUCAUGAUGCUUUUGUACAAACAAGUACCCCGGAGCCUGUUUCUUUUGGAGCUGAAUAAAAUGAUACUACUUAA